GACGGUACCGCUGCUCGUCCUCUCCGAGAGCGCCGCGUACGUGCGACUCUCGCUCCUCUUUUCCCGCGCGAUGUUCGCGGCGAGCGAGGACGCAGCCGCCGAGUGCCGAGCCGGCAUGCGACGCCGCGCUUGGAAGGCGCUCCACAUCUCCGUAUCCAUGUGCGGCGCCGCUCUGGUCAAGUGGGCACAGUGGGCCUCCGUCCGCAGGGACAUAUUCCCCGAGGACUUCUGCGAGGUCCUCAGCGCGCUGCACGACGAUGCGCCGCGUCAUUCGAAACGGCAGACUGCGAGAUUGGUUCGGAAGGAGCUCGGCGCACCCAUCGAGGCUGUGUUUUCGCAUUUUCCGGACGAGCCGGUCGCGUCGGGUUCGAUCGCGCAGGUGUACAGGUGCGUGUUGCGGCCGGAGGUGGCGCGUGCGUGCGCGAGUCACGACCCCGAGCUGGCGCGAAGACUCAGAAACCAGUCGAAGGACCUGACAAUGGCGGGCGCUCAGGCGCACGGACUGGCGCGGGCCGGCGGCUCCUCUUCGCGUCGUCCGGCCGGGUUCUUGGCGAGAUGGUUCGGGUUCGGGGGUUCUGAAAGGGAACGCGGGGAGAACGUGGACGCUCUCGCGCCGGCGGCCGGCCGCCCCGAGGAUGAACCAUGCGUCGUGGCGGUGAAGGUUCGGCACCCAGAGGUUGACCGGCAGAUAUUCUUGGACUUCCAGAUUCUCAAGCGCGCAGUUCGGCUCGUCUCGCACGUGCCGGCGCUGCGGGAUCUGAACCUGGAGGAGACUCUCGGGCAGUUCUCGCACACGAUGACCGCACAGACGGACCUUCGCACCGAGGCGAGGAACCUGCGCAGGUUUGGGCGUAACUUUUCCAGAGAGCGUUGCAUCAACGCGCCUUGGCCGCUUCCUGGCCUCGUUACCGAGGGUCUGUUAUGCGAGACUUUCGAGAAGGGAGAGUCGGUCUCGAGUGUCAUCCGUCGCGAAUGCGAGCACAAUGACACGCUGUGCUCUUACGGCGUGGACUGCUACUUCAAGAUGCUGCUUCGCGACAACUUCCUCCACUCGGACCUGCACCCGGGGAACAUUCUGUACCAGGAUCACGUGCUCAGAACGGUGCCGAAGAUCGAGUCCGAGGUGCGACUGGUGCUCCUCGAUUUUGGCAUCGCCGACGAGCUCCCCGUGGACGUUCGCAACGAGUUCCUCACCUUUCUGUUCUGCCUCGUGCACAAGGACGGAAUCGCAGCCGCCAACGCCAUCCUCCGCUGGUCGUCAGCGCAGACAUGUGUGGGCGCCGCCGCAGACGCCCUGCGCGCUGACAUGACAGCGCUGGUGGACUCCAUGUGCGACCUCAGGACCAUGCGCGUUGACAUCGACGCGGUGCUCAAGGCUGUGAUGGUUCUGCUCAGACAGCACAAGGUGGCGAUCGACCCGGUGUACGCCACGCUAGUAGUAUCCUUGUGCGUUUGUGUGGGAUUCGCCAACUCCUUGGACAAGGACCUGAACCUGUUUGAGGUGGCAGUGUCGGCGUUUGUUAGCUACGCGACGGUGGGCGAGGUGGUUUCCGGGAAGUUAUACGCCUGACAUAGACGAUAGUCUAUUAAAUCUUACGUGGAAAACGAUCUCUU
Messenger RNA from Micromonas commoda, 1614 nucleotides. RefSeq lists its product with no specific name. The transcript has a single exon. The record is from RefSeq and is a predicted model, not a curated record. Gene Ontology annotation, biological process: protein phosphorylation. Gene Ontology annotation, molecular function: protein kinase activity; ATP binding. Lineage: Eukaryota; Viridiplantae; Chlorophyta; Mamiellophyceae; Mamiellales; Mamiellaceae. The coding region runs from base 1025 to 1570 and encodes 181 amino acids.